AUGUCUCAAAGAUACCCUCCGCUGUCUGGGUUCAACUCCCGUGACCGUUCUCCGCAGCGUUUUGGGGACCGUCGACCCCCGGCAGGACCCCGAGGAUCCGACGAUGCCAACAUUCCUCCCUUGGGCCGAGAGCCACCUCGAGGCCCUAAAGCUUUGAUUGAUCCGCCGCGAGGUGCUACAUUUGCUGGUCGUGGCCGAGGAUACACCGCCCGAGGAGGAGAUUUCCGAGAACGAGAUCGAGACAUUCGAGAUCGCGAACGAGACCGAGACCGAGAUUUUCGCGAUGUCCGUGAUGGCCCGCCACCUUUCCGCCGCGACCUGGAUCGAGAUAGGGACUGGAACCGGCGCGAACGCGAGUUCGACCCUCGAGAACCCCGCAUCGGCUUCGGACGCGGUCGCUCGCGCUCUCCCCCACCGCCUCGCGAUUUUCGAGAUAUAAGAGAGCCUCUGGGCCGAGAUCCUGAUCUUGUCCGCAUGCGGCGCGGCUCCCGAGAUAGUUUGAUAUCGGUUUCCUCGGCAGUGCCUGACGUCCUCCCGGCAGGAAACAGUCACCAUGUUCGGACCGGUCCCCCCAUCCGUGGGCGUGGUCGGGGUGAGUGGGAAGCAGGACGCGGCAGAGGCCGGAUGCCCUAUCUAGAUGAUCGUGACACCUUCAGGCGCAGAAGUCGAUCUCGCGACGGACGCUGGGAUCGGGAACGCGACCGAGACCGGGAACGGGAUCGGGAUCGGGAACGUGAGCGUGAAAGAGAGCGAGAUAGAGAUCGCAUACUCGACCGCGACCGUGAAAGAGAACGUGAACGAGUACCAUUAGACCGCGACCGUGAGAUUGACCGACGAGAUCGAGAAAGAGAUCGUGACAUACUGCAGGAGAGACGAGAAAGAUUUGAGCGACGAGACGACUUGGAACGCCGCGUCGAGCGCGAUGACCGGGAGCGACCGGGGGAUCACUGGAAGCGUGAGCCGCCUGCCAAUCGAUUGGAGAAUCCAAACCGGAUACCGAGCAUAUCUGCCGCCUCACCUGUCGCUACUGCACCCCAACCAACAAUCCCUGCAGUUCCCGAGCGGGUACCUGAGCCCCCCGUCGUCGAGCCGCCACGCAAACCGUCUGGAGGAGAUGUCCGCCGCGAGCCAGAACGAACCGAGCCACCUGCACCACCUCGUGCGGAGCCACCGAAAGAAGCGGUUGUUGCGCCGCCCGUAAAACGGUCCCCUCCCCCGGCUGCGCCCCAGGUUCCCGCAUUUGGUUCGGUUUCGGCACCAAUUCCCGAAAUCACGGCAGACAAAACAACGGCAGAGUCAGCGCCUGCUGCAUCCACUGUUGCCAAAGCCGAAAAGGAACGCCCCGAGGCGCCGCCACGGGCCCCAGGACUUCCACCCACUGCCCCCAAAGCUGAUCGGGCACCUCCUCAGCUGCCUCUCGAACAGCGAAUCCGACGGGAUGAGACCAGACGUGACGACGUAACCGACACAUCGGCGAAGCCCGAACCCAUCGCACGUGUGCCCAAACCGCACGCCGCACCCCCACCCAGUGGACCUAAGGUAGCCGAGCUUUCUCCGCCUACUGCGCCCGCUGCCAUGGUGGCCAAGGAGACAUCGGCCUCCCAUGAGGCAACGUCGCCAAGCAAGCCAGGGCCUGCCCCGAUGACGGUAGAUUUUGGCCGGAGGCCGUCUGCGGCAGGGCGUGCGGUAUCUCCGGGCACCCACACCUCCCCUAGAAUGCCGAAUUCAACGAUCCCAACUGGUCCACGUGCACUUCAGCAGCGACCGUCUGGUUCCCGCGGACCGCCCAAGCCUAACAAGCAAUGGGUUCGUCCUGGAUACAGUCGUCCACCAGCCGGGCCAAGCUCAACACUUCCUGCAAAACGGGACUCUAUUGAUGAAAAAGAGCGCAGUCUUUCGGUCAGCGAAGAGCACCGGCGGGAUUCACGUACUGAUAUCGAUGAUUCAGGCUCAGGGCCAGAGGCAGGAGAAAUAGUCAGUGAAAAGGAUCCGACUGAGCCAAAGCUUGAGCUCCCACCUUCACCUCCACUAGCGGCGCAACCGGAGAGACCCAAGGAGAGAUCUGCUCCUCCUGUAGAGAAGCAAAAAACACCGGGAACGCCAGUGGAAAAGCCAGCAGACGUACCGAAGAACGUGGUUAUUCCCGAUUUCACACGGACUAGCGACGAAGAGGAAGACGAAAAUAUCGUGUUCACACAAGACUAUCUCGAAGAGAGGAAAAGGGUGUUCGAGAAGGACAUGCAAGCUCUUCGAGCGGAGCUUCCUCCGUCUCCGUUAGAAGAUCCGACUAUCAUGACGCUACUGAUGCGUAUCCAGCUGCUUGGUGCCUUAGCUCAUGCCACCGUUGAAGACACAGCACCAAUCCCUCCGCCUAUCCUGGAGGAGGAGAAAAUAAUCAGCGAUGAGAAGCCGGAUGCAAUGGAUGUCGACACCGAGCCAAAUGGAAAGGCCGAAGAUCACGAGCCACCGACCAAGGAAGUUAUGGAAUCGGUGCCUGCUGCUGAAAUACUCUCCGUGGAGACUUUGCCGUUUCUCAACACUGGCCCCCCGACUCCAUUGUCAGAUCUGGACAUCUAUCAGGAGAAUGCAGCAGCCCAUGAGCAGCUCAGGGAUAUUUUCCGCGGAGAACUCAUGAAACAACGUAAAGAGAUUGCUCAAAAGAAUGCUGGCCUACGGCUUGAUUAUCUUGCUCACUAUAAGCCCUGGAGGCUGAAUGUUUGGGAAUUGGACAAUGCAAAGGAGAAGACGUCGGUCACGCCCGGACCAACCACUCCUCCUGCUGCCCCCAUUCCUGUGACGGCUACACCUACGGUGGAAAGCGGACGAAGAUAUAAAGGCAACAGUGAGUUGGAUUUCCAGAAUGCUCUUCGCGCUUCUGAGAUUUCGGCACAAGAGGAACUCGAGAAGCGCCGUGGCAACAAAGCUACAGCUCAGCCAGAUCUAUCCCGCGAAGCCGUCAUCCCAGACAUGCUAGAACCACGCGAGGUGAAGGCACGAAUCUAUAAAGACACCAAUAACAUUAUUGAUCCUGCAAACGCCAUGGACGUAUUCGGAUUCCUGCCGCCGCCCAAUGACUUCACUAAAGAGGAACAUGUUAUCUUCACAGAUGCAUUCAUGGCACAUCCCAAGAAAUGGGGCAAGAUCGCGGAAUCAUUGCCUGGACGCGACUUUCAACAAUGCAUCAUACAUUACUAUCUCACCAAGGAAGAGAUCAAGUACAAAGCCAAGCUUAACAAGCGAUGGAGCCGUCGGGGACGAGCUAGAAGAUCUGCCCGUCCUAAGUCGAACGCGCUCAUGGCCGAUCUGGGUGUGGUCAAGCCAGACUACGAAGGGGAAGAAGAGCCCGCGCCUGUCACGGAUACCGGUCGUCCCCGACGUGCAGCUGCUCCCACGUUUGGGGACUCGUCUGCGGACACAGAUGCAAACGGUCGUCGCGGAAAUGCGUCCAAGGACGGCGAACAGGCAGAGAAACCUAGCCGGCGAGGACCUCGCAGCGGCGGCGGCACUCGUGGUGGUCGGCGAGGCAAAGCUGCGCAGCAACAACAACAGCAGCAGCAGCAGCAACAGCAACAGCAACAGCAGCAGCAGCAACAGCAAUUGCAACAGCAACAGCAGCAACAACAACAACAACAGCUGCAACAACAGCAACAACAGCAACAACAAUUGCAAUUGCAACAGUUGCAACAGCUGCAACAACAACAACAGCAAACACCGCAGCCGACGCCAUCAGAGCAAUCGGCUCGAACAACGCCGGUUCCCCCUGUUGCAAUCGCCGUUACUCCCGUACCAAAGACAGAGGUAUUUGAGCCGUCGCUUGAUGGGGCUGCUGCUGAAGUUCCGAUUGUUCGCAAGGAGACGCCGCAAGAAAAAGAGCCGAUCGAGGCACCACCGCGGGCGCGAUCAGGACGAGGACGUCAGAAAGAGGGGGUCUAUGUUUUCGAAUCGACCGAUCAGGAGGUCCCCGCCCCCGCCAGGCAGCCCGAAGCCAGCGGAUACGGAUCCUUGCAGCCCACCAGUUACUGGUCGGUGCCCGAGCAACGCGACUUUCCCUUGCUGCUGGCACAUUUCGGCCGCGAUUUUGAGGGUAUUUCCAAUUUCAUGAAGACCAAAACAACAGUCAUGGUCAAGAAUUACUUUCAGCGCCGCAUCGAUUCCGGUAACAAGGAUUUCGAAGAGAUUGUUGCCGAUGCUGAGGCGAAGAAGGCCCGCGGUGAACCCACUGGCCCCUUGCCUGUACCGAAUUUCGCCUCGAAGCGACGCUACGAGGCUACGCCGUCUGCCAUAAUUAUGCCCCGGCCUCUUGCACCCCAUACAGAUGCAGCAGUGCCUGAAGCGGACGAAGGCCGACUUGGGCCCAAAACCAAGCCAAUCGGGUCAUCUCAGCAGGUUCCUCUUCAUACUCGACCUACGCAAGAUAAGGAGCGAAAUAUCUCGCGUUACCCUCCUCUUGCACAGGCUAGUGCCGUACCGGUGCCUAUCCUUGGCGGCGAUGACGCUGCCAGAGCCAUGCGUCCUCAGGCUACAUUGCCACCACGACUCCAGGGACCUCGUCUGGGAUAUUUCGCUGACGACCGGCGUGAGAUCCCAGGCACAGUGCUUUCACACCCUCCCGCCUCUCAUGCUCAGGAAAUAACCGUCUCGUCCCGGCAAACGCCAGUAUCAGCUGCAGAAAUGGCACGUCUCGACGCGCUCCAUGCUCAGGGUUAUCGGAGUUCCAACGUCGACAUUCAUGGAUCGCCAUUGCUACCAGUACAGGCUGCGAUUCCUGCCUCGCAGCCUGCUUAUAUGCCGCCCCAGCAUCCAUCGUCUUUGAUGCCCACCGGGUCUCACUCUCGACAGCCGAGCCUUACAAAGACCCCUAGCUCACCCGCUCAGCCACUUUUGGUACACGAGUCUGAACACUCCCCCAUCCGUCGUGACUCGAUUUCGCAGAGGCCUUUCUUCACUCUGCCAGGCCAACCAGCAAGUAUCGCCCAGCCGCCCAUGCUGUCGCCACCUAAGGAGCUUCUCCGACCGGGGUCAACUCCUCUUGAACCCCCCCGAGCCGCCCCUAUUCUCAACGACGAGCCAGAAGAGCCACAGCCACGGAAACGGUUCGCCAGUGACCAGGUAUCUACACCAACAAGCAACACGGGAUCUCCGUCCCGUGCUGGGUAUGCUGCUAUGCAGUCGCUUUCCCAGCCACCUUCGAGGCCUGAGGACCCUUCCUUGUCAGCUCAACCGAAGGGUCCGGUUUAUGGCGCGCCUAGCCCAUAUCUUCCGCCAUCGCGCGGGUACGUUGAUCGCGGGUACGCUGAGUACCAGCCUUACGGCUCGGUGUCUGGAGGUGCCGCACCAGCCACUAACGAUUGGAUGGCACGGUUCGAUCCGCGUGGGCAACAGCCGCCACCACCCCCGCAGCAGCAGCAGCAACCGCAGCCGCAGCCCAGCAGCCGCACGUCUGCAUCUCUCGCUUCCCAACCCGCCUAUUCCCCCUACACGUCCCACCAGUCUUUGCCUGGUCCCUCGUUACAGAACCUCACAGCACCGUCGCCUGCGCCUACACCCUCGCCGGCUACGGCUCAGCGACCUGCUUAUCAUGGCUCAGUGUACGUCCCUUCCCCUGCGUCACAUGCCCAGGCAAGUGCGGCUGCAUCGCGCGAAAUUGCUGCGCAGAAUGCGAUGUAUCGACCGGCAGUUGGCUCUCCGACCCCCCGGAACGGCAGUCUCGCGUCGUAUGGCUCCAGACAAGGGCCGCCUACACCAAUUCAGUCGCCUGCUAAUUUACUGGGGAUGCCCUCCAGACAGCCAACUGUGGCACAGCCGGCAUAUGUGUCGGCACCAGCCACACCCGGUGGAGGCAUGUCUGCGCAACAACAUGCGAACCAUCAGACUUAUCAGCAGCACGUCCAAACCAUGGUGAAUGGAGCCCAUCAACAGGCGGCUCAUCGAUCAGCGCUGGGACUGGCUGGUGCCGUAGCGUACGGUCACAGCACCCCGCCCCCGCAGGCUCAAAUGUCUCGGGCAGCAGGCCUGCCUGGGCCAGGGCCGCAGGGGAUGGCGAUGGGUCGGUCAUACACACCCCCGGCGAUCCUGCAGCCAAACCCCACGGGAGGGCUGAGCUAUGCUCCUAGUGGGGCUGUGCACGCGAUGCAAGCACGGCCUCCAGGGCCUGGAGGUCUAGAACCAGGUCCGCAUGGGGCUCCCGGGCACCAUCGCGUGUACAGCCAGGGGUCGAACCCGGGACCACUUCCUGGACAGAUGACACCACAGCAUGCCCCUCGAUAG
Messenger RNA from Aspergillus aculeatus ATCC 16872, 6267 nucleotides. Its product is annotated as MYB DNA-binding domain protein. Bases 1 to 6267 code for a protein of 2088 amino acids. The record is from RefSeq and is a predicted model, not a curated record. Gene Ontology annotation, cellular component: Set3 complex. Gene Ontology annotation, biological process: regulation of transcription by RNA polymerase II. Lineage: Eukaryota; Fungi; Ascomycota; Eurotiomycetes; Eurotiales; Aspergillaceae. The transcript is spliced from 3 exons.